AUGGUAAACACAACUGACAAUCUGACUGCUCUUCUCAGCCUGCUGACACAACUACAGGCAAGCAACGGCGGUAAAGUCACUGACUGGGUCAAGCCUGGCGACAAGUCUGGCGAGUUCAAGCGUCAAGUCAGCUCGUUCCGAGACUGGAUCUCCCGCGAUGCCAAUGCAAAGUACCCUGCUGAGAAGGGUCGCUACCACCUCUACGUGAGCUACGCAUGCCCAUGGGCGUGCCGUACUCUCAUCGCCCGCAAGCUCAAGGGCCUUGAGGAUAUUAUUUCAUACUCGGUUGUUCACUGGCACCUUGGCCAGGGCGGCUGGCGAUUCGUGUCCAAGGACGAGGACGUUCCUGGCGACAAUGUCGUGCCUGACCCGAUCAAGGGCCAUGAGAACUUUACACACCUGAAGGAUGUGUACUUUGAGAGUGAGAAGAACUACGAUGGUCGAUACACUGUGCCAGUCCUCUACGAUAUGAAGACCAACCGAAUUGUGAGCAACGAGAGCAGUGAGAUUCUCCGCAUGUUGGGCACUGAGUUUGACGACCUUUUGGAUGAGGAGCACAAGUCAAUUCAGUUUUACCCCGAAGACCUGCAGAAGCAGAUUGAGGAGGCGCAUGAGUGGCAAUACAACGACAUCAACAACGGCGUGUACAAAUCAGGCUUUGCGACCACAAGCGAGGCUUACGAGCGCAACGUUGUAACUCUUUUCGAGUCUCUAGAUCGCGCCGAGAAGCAUUUGGCUGAGCAAAAGGAGGGCCCUUACUGGUUCGGAAAGCGAUUGACCGAAGUUGAUAUCAGACUUUUCGUCACAAUCAUCCGUUUCGAUCCCGUCUAUGUGCAGCACUUCAAGUGCAACAUCCGUGACAUUCGAUCUGGUUACCCUGCGCUGAACCGCUGGAUGCGCAACUUGUACUGGAACCACCCUGCUUUCAAGGACACCACGCAGUUUGAGCAUAUCAAGUGGCACUACACAAGGAGCCAUACGCAGAUCAACCCUCACUCCAUCACACCUGUUGGUCCGUUGCCGCAUAUCCUGCCUCUUGAAGAGGAGGUUCCUGCUGCACAGAAGAACUAA
Molecule: messenger RNA, 1071 nt
Organism: Fusarium coffeatum
Lineage: Eukaryota; Fungi; Ascomycota; Sordariomycetes; Hypocreales; Nectriaceae
Exons: 3
Coding region: 1-1071 (356 amino acids)
Cellular component (GO): cytoplasm
Molecular function (GO): glutathione transferase activity
Source: RefSeq, a predicted model, not a curated record